CCAAUCACGUAGCAAGCAGGAAGCGUAUAGUCCCUCCCCGGAAGUGACGUCAGUCUGCCGAGGCACCAACGUUAAAACUGAAGACUUUGGCAUCCAGAGGUGCGUGCGACCAUGUGGCCCGUAUUCUGGACCGCCAUGCGGACCUACGCCCCGUACAUCACCUUCCCCGUGGCCUUCGUGGUCGGAGCGGUGGGCUACCACCUGGAGUGGGUCGUCAGAGGGACGCCCAGAGCCCGCGAGGAGAAGAGCAUUCUAGAACUGCGGGAGGAGCGGACACUGCGGGAGCAAGCCGGGAUGGACGGCACUCAGGUGCUCAGCCUCAAAGACAAACUGGAGUUCACUCCCAAAGCGGCUCUGAACAGGAACCGGCCUGAAGAGAGUUAACGCCAUCUAACCAGGGAGUCCAGGGACCACUUUUAGGAAGAUCCACACAGCCAUAGAUCCUCAAAGCUGGUCUCAUAAGCAACAACAGCAACCAAGAAGCAAAGUGUGUGUCAUGUUAGGUUUUCUUUUUCCACACAAUACUCUAAUUAAGGAGAAACACGAAACGUGACAAAAAAAGGACUCUUAAGCUGCUGUACAGUUAAAAACAUUGAGGUAUGCAGUCAGUGUGGGAGGUCUGGUGGCUUAAUCUGCAUUAGUCCUAUUAUCGUGUGGAAGAACAUCAACACUUUCAUUUGAGAAAGUCACAAGCUUUGCACGCUGCCUGUUUGAGCUGUUAGUCACGUGAAGAAAUAAAAUGGUUCAUUUGGAGAGGGUGGGAGUUAAUGAUUGUGGCCCCAGUCUGUAUUGACUGUUGUAAAUGAAGGACCCAGCUUUAAAGUGGAAGGAAGGAAGGAAGUGAUGGUUCCUUCAGCCUGCAGUUGGAAGGGGAAGUGGCCGACACAUUUAAGCAGGAACCCUGACCUCUUGGCACUUGUGAGGAGUUAAUUAUUUAAAAAAAAUGUAAAGUACCUCCGUUUUUAGUUGGUUUUCUCUUACCAAAAGUCAGACGAAAACUGAAGCAAUUUGUGCCAUAAAUAAAAUAAUGGCAACUAAUUUGUCUCAAAUGGCCAGAAACUAUUAAAAUUGAUUAUCACGGUUAUUGUGACCUAAAUGAUCUGUUAUCAUUAUUGCUGCAAAGAAUAAUUCGAUUUUUUUUUUUUUUUAAUUAAUCAUUUCAACAAAAUAUAAUAAAUGAUUGUUGGUUAUUGUUGUGACUUCCACUUCUUAACGUUGUGUAUUUAUAAAAGGAAAGAAUAAAGGUCCUUAGGAAAU
This is a messenger RNA of Nerophis lumbriciformis (worm pipefish), 1257 nucleotides long. RefSeq names its product small integral membrane protein 12 (gene smim12). The record is from RefSeq and is a predicted model, not a curated record. NCBI's taxonomy places the organism in Eukaryota, Metazoa, Chordata, Actinopteri, Syngnathiformes, Syngnathidae.